Danio rerio (zebrafish) is the source of this 1940-nucleotide messenger RNA. The record is from RefSeq and is a predicted model, not a curated record. NCBI's taxonomy places the organism in Eukaryota, Metazoa, Chordata, Actinopteri, Cypriniformes, Danionidae.
UUGCUUUCCUAUUUGAAAAUUUGGCGCCUUGUCGAUAACUGGCUGUUUACAACGAAACGUCACAGUUGUCACGUCACGUUACGUAAGUUUUGAUUGGACUACUGAAUGAACCGCCAACUUCCCUAUCAGAGCAGACGGUUAUCUCUCUCAUGAUGCGUCUUUUUGCAAAUUGUUAGCCCUAACUCUUUAGCGAAUUUUUCUUCAGUAUGCCACGAAAAAAGACGAUUUCUUUGAAGAGGAACUGCCCCCAACGCAGCGAAGCUGAAGCUGACCUCUUGAGUGAAGAACCGCCUGAAUCAUCCCAAAAAAUUCAUAAAGUACACCAUGAUAAAGACGAUGACAAUGACCUUUCUGUUGUUGCGGUGGAAACCAUAACUCCAGAUCCAGGACAAGGUGAUGGGUCUUCCUCAAUGGUGGAAAAAGACAAGCUGAUGCUCAUGGCCCAGACAAUACAAACACUUAAACAGGAACGAGAUUUUCUCCGCCAAACUGUCCUAAAAUUGUCAAACAGAGGGGCAAAAAAAGUAAAGAAAGUCUUGGACACAAGCACUGAAUGCAGCACCAGUAACACUGAUGAGGAGUCCAUGACUUCUUCCUCCUCUUCAGAUUCACCUGAUAGUGAUAUUCCUCGGAAGAAGAGAAAGAGUCAUAAGAAGACAAAGAGGGCCAGCAGGUCAAAAUCUACCAAGCACAGCACACGUGCUUUUAUCUUUCUACAGCAACAACCCCUGAUGACGUACUAAGGCGGUACAACAAAGUUUUCAAUGCGUAUAAAAAAGAAGGGAGCAUUAGUAAAGCAUGUGCCAAAGUUGGGGUUGACCGUAAUACUCUCGCAUUAACAGCUGUUGUGGCUGAAAUUCAGCUUGUUGAUGCUGAGUUUUACAGAAGCAUCCCUAAAUUCAGAACCAAGGAGGAGAAACUUUUUGACUUUGCCAAGAGGUGCCUGCAGUCGCUGACAACAGACUUAAAAUCUGUCAUUGAAAACGCCAAACAAGAGCGCAAACUUCUGCCAAUAAAGUAUAAGUUCAGAUAGAAAUAUACAAAUCUCUUAUGUGCAGAUGUUGUUUAAAGUUAAAUUGUAGAUUCACAUCAGUAGUUAUUAAUUGUUACCCCAUUUGUCGUUCCAACCCCUGAGACCUGAAAUGACACUGAAGAGAAUAAAAUGUAAAAUAAUGCGUUUUUUGUCCACACAAAAGUAUUAUCAUAGCUUCAUAGCAUUACAAUUGAACCACUGAAGACAAAUGUACUCUUUUGAUGUUAUUGGUACUGUAUCUUUCUAGACUUUAAAUGCCUUGCAACUCUGGCUUUCUAUGGAGGGUCAGAUAAUUCUAAAAUAUAUAUAAUAUAAUAAUAUAUAAUAAUAAUAAUAAUAAAUAAAUAAUCAGCUAAAAUAUUUUUACAAAUAAAAUAAAAAAGUAGAUUUUUUUAUUUUAUUUUCUGAAUGAAGGACUCGGGUUUGGAAUAACAGCAGGGGGAGUAAUUAAUAAUUUAAUUUUUGGGUAAACUAUCCCUUCAAUGUGAAUUGCUGUACGUUUAAUGUGAUAUGAUGUUACUUCCAACAUUUAUCUAAAAGUUUUAAUUUACUCUAAGAUUUUUUUUGUUUAUGGGAUUAUGUUUAAUCUCUUUAAUUUAAUAGUGUCUGUAAGGUUCUAUAUUGCAGCCAUAUUUCUAAGGUUUUUCUUUAUAUGUGUUGCACUGUUGAGUAUAAAAAUGUUAAUAAACAUUGUUUACCUUUGCUGCAUGUUUUCUCUUUUUUAGUCCUCUAUAGUCUACUUAUUGAAAAACAUUUGUGGAUUAAUACUUUGGAAUUUAAUACUAUUACUUUUAGGUUCACAGUUACAAUAGAAUUAACAUGGAACAUUUCAGAAUGUAGGUGAGAAGUACAUGGAUUCAUCAGUGGAUGAAUCAGUAAUUUGUGACAAAUUUACACUUGAGUGGAC